Molecule: messenger RNA, 890 nt
Organism: Beta vulgaris subsp. vulgaris (sugar beet)
Lineage: Eukaryota; Viridiplantae; Streptophyta; Magnoliopsida; Caryophyllales; Amaranthaceae
Product: chaperone protein dnaJ 16-like
Exons: 3
Coding region: 106-426 (106 amino acids)
Source: RefSeq, a predicted model, not a curated record
AACAUAGGUAGUAGUAAUGAUUAUUAUUGCAAUUGAGUUGGACAAUUAUUGUGAAUUUUCAAGUAUCAUCCUGACAAGAAUGCAAAUGAUCCUAAGGCAGGGGAUAUGUUCAAAGAGGUCACAUUCUCUUACAACAUACUAUCAGAUCCUGAGAAAAGGCGUCAGUUUGACGCUGCUGGUUUUGAGGCUGUUGAUUCAGAAAGUCAAGAACUUGAGCUGGAUCUUUCAAGUUUGGGAACUGUAAAUACAAUGUUUGCAGCACUAUUUAGCAAACUUGGUGUGCCCAUAAAGACCACAGUCUCAGCAACAGUGCUGGAAGAGGCAUUAAAUGGUAGAGCAUCUGUCUCACCUCUUACACUAGGCCAGCCUCUAUUUAGAAAGGUAAAAUUCAAGUGUAUGUCAAUAAUCUCUCUAUUAGACUUUUAAAAAAAUGGCCUCUUCAAUUCCAACUUGGUUUACAGGUAGAAAAAACAAUCUGCCCAUAUUUAUUCUGUCACAAUAACUGAAGAGGACGCGCUGGGUGGACUUGUCUGCCGUGUGCAAUCAUCUGAUAAAAGCAAAUUUAAGGUUUGUGUUAUACUGCAGAAUAUUUUCAUUUAGCAUCUUAGUUCUCAGGUUUUGUGCUGGUCUAGGCUGACGUUUGAGGGUUUAAACUAGUCUGAUUGAAUCUCGAUGCCAUACCUAGCCUUGCCAAUGAUUUGCAUAAGAUAGUGGACAUGCAAAGUAAUGGUUAAUAAUUGUUUGAGAAGAUGUACACAUGUUUUUCUUAUUGCAGCUUGGCAUUGACUUAUUUGUUUCCACACUUAAACAACUUUUUAUUGUACACUCAUGGUUUGCGACUUUGCGUCAUUCAUUAAAAGGAAAGGGCCUCACUGAAGAGGAUAUUUGAC